Molecule: messenger RNA, 2133 nt
Organism: Aphanomyces astaci
Lineage: Eukaryota; Oomycota; Saprolegniomycetes; Saprolegniales; Verrucalvaceae
Exons: 2
Coding region: 12-572 (186 amino acids)
Source: RefSeq, a predicted model, not a curated record
CUUCCUGCUCCAUGCUCAAGUUCCUCACAAGCCCAAGAACGAGCCCUUCGAGCUCGACGUCGACGUCCCCCGACGUCGCGGCGGUGCGCACUGGCGUUCUCCAUGUCACGACCAUGGGACUCUUUGGUGUGUGCUUCUGGAAGCCUCGCUUUGUGGUCCUGACAGCAACAAAACUCCUGUGUUAUUCGUUCGAGGGCGGCGAACUCAAGCUCGAAUUGGACAUGUCCGAGUGCACACCAAGCGACAUCAACGUUAUGCCAGCCGAUUGCACCAGAAUCCGCAGCUUUGGCGCGUCGAUUUGGCGCAUCGGCCUCAACAUUGGCGGCCAGCGGUACUUUGUCGCCACGAGUUCCGAAUACGACAUGAACUUGUGGGUCCAAGAUCUAUUUGAAACAGCGCAUCAACGACUGGACCCUGGACGCGAACUGCGACCGUCUCUGGGUGUAAACCCUCAGUACGUUGUCGGGGCACUGUCGUUUCGUGUCGACGGAGGUGCAAAGUAUCGCUCGAGCGUUCGUCGUCCGCCACCACCUCGACCCAGCCUCGUCGUCGACACGACUGUCAUGGCCUGAGUAGUUUGUAAUUACGUGUGUGUGUAUAUAUUUAUAAAGCUGCCAACACAAAUUCUACUCGAACACUGUAUUCACGUAUUAUUACAGAAUCGCAAUGUCGUGGGUGGGGGUGGUUUUGCCGAGAAUGUGGCUGAGCGACCGCAUCGAGAACUCGUCGACGUCUUCUCUUUCGACACUCCUCUGCUUCUCCUCCUCCACACGACGGCGCGAUCUGUAAGCCACGAACCCCAGCGCAGCCAAUCCCACCACAAACGCUGCGCCACACGAGAUGGCAAGGGCGUUCGAGGUUGAAUUCGACUCGGUGUUGGCUCGUACAGACACUUCAUUCAGUGCUAUCUCCUCGGUGGGGACGGGGGUUGAAGUCCGAGCAACGGGGGACGUCGACCCCGGAGCUGUGCUCUUCCCACCGGACGAUGUGGACUCUGAAAUGGGCGACUCGGCUGCAUGCUGUGCUUCGGCCGACUUGGGUGUUUCAGUUGCAUUUGCGCUUGAGACGGCAGCAAGAGUCGUGUUCGAGUCCCCCGUGGCUGUCGUAGUGGCUACGCCCUCUGUCGCGUGCUCGGUUGUCACUGGGACAGACGUGGGGGUUUGAGUUGGCGCGGUUGUAGUCACAGUCGUCGUCGUAGGGGGUGCUGAAGUCGUCGACGCAGCCGGAGCAUGCGUGGUGACAGGCACAAUCGAAGUCGUUACCGGAGGUGCCGUUGCUUCAGAUGCGGAGGAGACAGGUGGGGGCGUCGCGAGUGGCUCUGUGGGUGGUUUUGGUGUGGCGGGGGGUGCAGUAGGUGCAGGUGGUGGCGGCACAGGACGGGAACCCUUGGCAAACUGUUGCGGAAUCUGGGUGCACUUGUCAGCCUCCAACUGCACUUUGACGUCGAUCGUGUCGCCUCCGUGAGAUGUCAUGGAUACGACGGUGUUUGCCAACUCGACGCCCAGCGCUUGUGACAUAAAGUAGUACGCCGAGCUAAAGAUCGGGGCAGGGGCGCCGUUGAUGUUCAUACUCGCGACGCCGUUGACGGCAUUGCUAGCCUGAAUGUACAGCCAGUGCUUGCUGCUGCCGGACUUGGCGCACACUUGGACCCCUCCAGACACGGGACAAUCGACAAAGUCCCAAUGAAUCGUGAGCCUAUCCGUGUUGUAGCCAGUGAUCUUGUGGAACAUGGGCAACGACAUGUCCAAAUCGCCGUGAGCACACUCAGGACAUCGGUCUGUGACCUGUCCGAGGACAGAUUCACGCGAUGUGCACCGAGGGUCAGUACACGUCACAAGCACACAGCGACCGCAGUGAACUCCAGACGACCAUUGCUUGUCGUUCAGCGCGGCGUGAAAACGAGGUGCGAAGUCCAGCCACGUCAUGAGGGCGCAGUUACCGCCUUGCGGAGACUCGCCAUCGGGCGGUCCAUACGUCGUGGCGACGCCAUUGAAUUGCGCAUGUGUCGUGCCGGCCAACGCCAGACCUCCCAGGACCCACGACAAAAUAGAGGAGGUGAUGGGCAUUUUGAAAUCUGCGACGACCAGGCUACUUACUGGCUUGUGGCUGGAGCCACCAUGUCAACGCUUGACG